CUUUGAAGGCUGUGAAAUUUCCUCUCUCUUCUUCCUGGCUCUCUGAGCACUAAGGAAGCCAUACUAAAGAGAUAUCUGAAGGAACGUGUCUUCCCAUAUGUGCCUCCCCAAUCCUUGAAGUCCUAGGAAAAGGCCCUCCUGUGGGUGCCCCUUUCACUUGGGGUUUGGAUUAUAAGUGUCACUUAGGAAGAACUGUCAGAUCCAAAAUAUUGACCAUGGCCUCGCGCAUUGGCUUGCGGAUGCAGCUCAUGCGAGAGCAAGUGCAGCAAGAGGAACAACGGGAGCGCAUGCAGCAGCAGGAAAUGAUGCAUUACAUGCAACAACAGCAGCAAAUGCCAAUGGCUCCAACCCCUGCCAUCAACACACCUGUUAAUUUCCAGUCACCACCCUCUGUGCCAGGCGAAGUCUUAAAGGUUCAGUCCUUUCUGGAGAAUCCUACCACGUACCACCUGCAGCGGUCACGAGACAAGAAGGUCAAAGAAUACCUGUCCGAAACCUAUGGGAACAAGUUUGCUCCGCUGCUCAGUGCCCCUUCUCCCAAGCCUCCGCCUUCUGCUUCACCUGGUGUGAGGCCAAGCCAUGUCAUGUCCUCUUCUGCAGGCAACAGCACCCCCAAUAGUCCAAUGGCAAUGCUCAACAUUGGCUCCAACCCAGAAAGGGAGAUAGAUGACGUCAUUGAAGACAUCAUGCAGCUGACCACUACAGUUGGAUGUAUUAACCCAGAAAUUCAUAUGCCCAAUACUCUGCCACUGUCCAGCAGCCAUAUGAAUGUGUAUAGCAGUGACCUUCAGAUGACACCCUCUUUGGUGGGCAUCACCAGCAGCUCUUGCCCUGCUGAUCUCACUCAGAAGAGAGAGCUCACAGAUGCUGAGAGCCGUGCUUUGGCUAAGGAACGGCAGAAGAAAGACAAUCAUAAUCUGAUUGAAAGAAGACGAAGGUUCAACAUCAAUGAUCGUAUUAAGGAACUCGGAAUGCUGAUCCCUAAAGCUGGAGAUCUGGAUGUGCGCUGGAACAAAGGGACAAUCCUGAAAGCCUCUGUUGAUUACAUCAGGAGGAUGCAGAAGGACUUGCAGAGGUCACGAGAUCUUGAGAACCAUUCUCGGCGCCUGGAAAUGGCAAACAAGCAGCUCUGGCUCCGUAUACAGGAGCUGGAGAUGCAAGCUCGAGUCCAUGGGCUACCAACCUCUUCACCCUCUGGCACGAACAUGGCCGACCUAGAUCAGCAGGCUGUGAAGCAAGAAACCUCUGGGGAGGAGGGAACAGCUGAGAUCCAGCGGCAGCCACAACUCCAUCCGGAGCAGGAACUUCAGCACCAGCCUUCCUUUGCUCCUCCUCCGCAGUCCCCUUACCACCAGCUCGACUUUACUCAUAGCCUAAACUUUGACGACAACUCCAGUGGCUUCCAUGACCCCCUGGACCCCGGCCAAAAUGUCUCCUUCCCCUCCUUGUCCAAGAAGGAGCUAGACUUGAUGCUAAUGGAGGAUACCAUGUUGCCCGUGGCUUCUGACCCCUUGUUCUCUGCUGUGUCCCCAGAAGCGUCAAAGGCUAGCAGUCGCAGGAGCAGCUUCAGCAUGGAGGACACAGACAUGCUGUGAUUAGGAGCCGCCCCGUGAGAAAAAGACUAGGAAUCAAAUAUUGUUUGUUUGUGAAGAUUUGUUCCUCUGCCUUAUCCCUGCAGACUUAAUCGAGGGCGUGCGAGACUAGACAGAAAUGCAUCCUGUACUGGAGACGGUUUGUGUGCAGGUGGGGUGGGGGAUGCUCAGCCCAAGGUUCACUCCAGAUCUUGGAAUGCGAAUCCCGAAGUGUGCCCUGAUGUGCCAAAAACUGAGCAGCCCUGCCUCAUCUGCCAUGGCUGCAGGAUAAUCAUGGUCUUGCAACCCCCUUCAGCCUUUCUGGUUCCUGCAGGUGUAUCUCAGGUGCCCUGUGCCUUCAUGCCACGUGUCCUGCAAAGCCACUUUGAGCAUUUUUUGCAACAAUGUGAUUCUGGUGUCGAUGGCCGGGCAACAGUUUGUCCUGUUUGAAAAGCAGCUUUAACCAAGGCUUGGGCCCAAUCUGUUAUCACAGACCAGUGUGCCCCUUAAGCCUCACUGUGCCCCCCACCCCCACCCCUUUAACUCCUACCACCAGCCUUGUGGGAGUAAUAAUGGCCAGCUUCAGGUGUGCUCCGAUAUCGGGGCUCCUUCCCUUAUACAGGGCAGGGAUACCCGGCACCCUCUACAAGAGGGAGAGUGUGGUGCUUGCUACUGCCUCACCACGUGUGACGAUGGGUGGUGAUUUUGUAUCAGUCCUUUGGUGAGAUGGAGGAAUAGUAUUCUGACUCUUGCAGAACCUUUCUAAAGCUAGAAGCCCAAGUAGGAUACAGCUGGCUUAAUUAAGUUUUUUGCAGCUUUUAAAAUGCACACUCCAUUCGAUCUUGAUGCAGACCUCCUGUCUGAGUCCUUCAAAGCUCAGGCUGUUGAGAUCUAAGUUUGGUUUGGGCCCUUCCUCUGUUUUCAUGUAAUCUUUUUGGCUACAAUCCUAGAAAGCCCUAAGUGCAUACAGGGAAAGAAGUAUGUGGACGGCUGGAGACAUUUCAGACACUGUUUUACUGCAGCUAUUCACCCAGGAAAAUAGACAAGUUGCUUUGCCAUUUAAAAGCAUGACUGGCUUUAGUAAAAAUUUGCAAAAUAUCUCCAGCUGUACGUUUGCUUCUCUCUCACCCGUGCGAAUGGCUGUUCAGGAUUGCAGUCUUUUCCCACCUGAGGUUUCUAUAUAAAAUACUAAGGCCAUAGCCUGAGCCUAGGUAGGAGCCAUCUUUCCAUGAACUGAUUCUGUUGCCCCCUUUAUGCUGGAUAUUAUAUCAGUAGCUUUUCUACAAAGAAAUACAUAUUUUAGAAUCUUUGCCCCAUGCCCUACCUGUUCCUGAAGGGGGAACUAUGAACCUUCCUUUGCACCAGUUUAAUAAACUUGCUCAGCUAAACUGGAGCAAACUCUGGUGUGGUUUUAAGGGCAGCUUCAUAGAUGCAGUUACAUGCAUCAAAUACCUGUAUCUGUGGGGUAUGUGAUGCUCUCCCCCACUACACAUGCAAGCAUUUGUGUGUAGGAAGCCCUUAUUUUCAAUAAUAACUUCAAAGCAACACACCAGUGAAAAGCAGCUGCUUCUCUGUGGCGCAUUGUGCUUGCAUCUCUGGUGGGGAACACCUUGCAUACUUACCUCUUCUGCCCAUGCAUAUCUUAUCCUGAACUCUCUAAUGUUAUUCAGAUGGAGACCUUGCGUCAGGGAUUCUCCUAUUUUCCUAUUGCCCAACAUGGCUUGAAAGAGAGAAAUCCCAUCAGUUCUGAAAGUGUGUUCCUACCUUGGUUACUUGACAGCCUUACUCAAGUGUUUGACAUCUGCCAUCUCCUAGAGUUGAUAAGAUCACUAAAUGGUUAUUUUUCCAGUUUUACCUCCCUACGUCUCUACCAUAUAGUCUUGGGUGAUUUUAUGCCUGCCAUCAGUCCUUCAGUUUCUCAGGGCAUUUUGAUCAGGGCUUAAGAAUGUUUCCAGUCUCUUAGAUAUGGUGUACUUCGCAGUUCCAGCCCCAUAGAACUUGGCCUUAUCUGUCAUUGACCAACCCUGGAAGCUGUGCUUGAAUUGUCUUCUCUACAGGUCUUCAGUCUCUUUGGUAGCUCAGGAAAUUUGGAAGACUCCAGGACCUCCUUCCUGCCAGCCUUGCACCUUGCGUGUGUUGCAGCCACUUGCCAUCAGAUGAAAAUCCUCUCUCGUACUGUGACUUGCUUCACAUGUACAUUGCACAGAGACUUAGCCUGAUGUUUUUGACAAGAGCAAUAUGCUCAGUGCCUGAAUGUAACUAAUCAAGGAAUAGUUCAUAAAGGGGAUUUAUAGUUUAAUUGUUCAAUGACCUUAGAGUAGACUGAGGCUCUUUUUCUGUUAGAGCGCUUAGUGACAUCAAGCUUGUGAAAUGUUGGAUAGACCUUGGCUCCUGCUAAGGCAAGGGUGGGCAACUUGUAGUCCUCUAGAUGUUUAUCUCUGCAAUUCUCAUCAGCGCUAGCCAGCAUAGCCAAUGGUGAAGAAUGAUGGGAGUUGUAAGCCAAAACAUCUGGAGGCUCACCAGAGGUCCACCCCUGUAGGAAGGGGUCUUGAAGGCCAAUUCAAACUGGACUCACUUGAAUCUAAAUUGCCCUGUGAGAAGAUAUUUUUGCUUCUCGAAGGAACAAGUGGAGAGAUAUGAUAAGAUGGGAAUAGGGUCGUAUAGUGUUUGUGAAUAUGGAGAAGUGUCAAGUGAUAUUGUUUGGAUUAUUGUAUUAAAUUUGUUAGUCUAUUCUAGUCCUUUUGAACUUGCAGCAUGUAUGUCUCAAGGCGUUGUUGAGGCUAUGUAGAAUCCAUCUCUGCAUUUAGGUCUGUGGAGAAAGGGAGAUGAAUUUAUCCUAUGGCUUCAGAUCCGAAUCCUGGUCAAUAUGGUUAUUGAAAAACUUAAGGGCAGAGGCCAUAGCUCAGUGGUAGGGCACAUACUUUGCAUACAGAACAUCCCAGGUUUGAUCACAGUAUCUCCACUUUAAAAGGGCCAAAUAGCCAGUGGUGGGAAGACCUUCUCUCCCUGAGAGAUUGUGGAGCCACUGCCAGUCAGAGCAAGCAACAUUAGGCUAGAUGGACCAGUGGUCUGACCAGGUAGAAGGCAGCCUUUAGGGAGAAGGAACUGACUUUCAGGUGAGCCAUUCUUCUUGCCUGAAACAAAUCAUGCUUGUAGAGGUUUUGAUUCCAGAACUAAGAGCCACCUGCCAAAUAGCCAUCAGAUAGUCUAUUCCUUUCAGACAAAACAGUGCCUUCAGUCUCCCAUGGCUCUAUGGUUUGUAGCAUUUUAGGUUCUUUCUGCACAAGCAGCCAAAGAAGAUUCUGACUAAGUAUUUAGUCAUUAUAUGAUACUCCUGUGAUUCCUUUUUCUCCCAAUUGUAAUGAUGUGACGUUCUGUUUGCACAUAAUCGAAAUAAGGAAUGGAAGAUGCCUUGUUGCAGGAGGGAGAGGAGGAGGAGGACACAGCUUCCAAAGAUUUUUUUUAAAAAUAUAUAAACGCAGCUAAACAAAAUGUUCACAAAAUAACAGGGUGUAGCCUUUCUGGGAUUUGCCUUAAAAAAGAAAGAAAAAGUAUACUAGAUGAGCACGCACAUGCUGUUGCUGCACAGCAGGGGAGCACACAGCCUCCAAAGAAUGAAAAUAAUAAUAAUAAACAUGCUGAAAAUUACAACAUGUUGUUGGCAUGGAGAGAAAGAAUAUUGCAUCAGUCAUCACUAAUCACAUCAUAAACAAAAUCCAGUAGAAGUCUGUGACAUGCUUGUAAGCACAUUCCAUGCAGCAGUCACAAAAGCAAUGGAUGCCCUGUUUGGGAAGACGUUGAACUUUUUUGCAAUGGUAGCUGAUGAAUUUCAUUAAUAGCAGAAUUCAGGUGGGAUCAUGUAUGUUCCAUCAAAUUGGAAUUUUUCAUAAUUGUGGAUUUUGAUUAAGCCAGGUGCAAAGCUUUGGACAAAUCUGCUGCAUGUUCAUCCAGGAAAUGUUUUAGUGUUUUCAGUGCCACAACAAUGUGCAUUUUGUAUUACUGAGAUACCUGUAUUCUGAAAAUAUUUUAAUCCUUUUAUGCCAAAGCACCUCUUAUAAACUCAUGCAAUGUCACUAUUCUGCAACACACACACACACACACACACACACACACACACACACACACACACUUAAAAUUCUGACCUGUUUAUUUUCCAAUUCUCUUCUAUUUCAUUCUGAGUCAGAAAAACAAAAGAUGUAAGGCGAUGAAACCAAUAAUGCUGUGUGACUUUAGGUAAAAUAUGCAUGCAUGUGAACAUCUAAGACCUUAAAUAAUUGAGAAAACAGUGGAUGAAUGAAGUGUACCUAGAACUGGGCAAAUUUUGGUCCAGAAAUCUUAUAGAAAGAGAACUUUCCCCUUGCCCACAGCAACCAAAACUGUUGCAGGAAUCGUUGUAUAGAAUGUGGUGGCACUAGUAUUAUGGGCACCUUUUGCCUAUGACAUCUUUGUAGCCAGCAACCCAAGUUCCUCUCCCUAUCUAUGCCAUUUUCAGAAGUUUAAAUGCCUUGCUAUUUUAAUUCCAUUUCCUCCUUAUUGUUUUUUCCUUCAGAGACUUUGCACACCCACUCCCUAACAGUAGAGGACACAUCUGUCCCCCGCCCCCUGCUACUGUAUACAAAAUGUAUUUUCAACAAUAAGGCUACCUCUGCCCUUUCCACCAAGUGGGGAUGGAAUAUAGUACUAGUGGUGCUGGGCUGGGGCUUGCAUUACUUCAGCACUUAAAUAAUAAGUGCAUUUGGAUCAUCUGGAAAGGCACAUAUAGACAUGCAGACAUGUGAGACCAAAACAAAUCCAAUUUUGGAUUAGGUUUUCACACCAUUGUGCCUGUUGCAAAGUAGGAAUAGUAGUGUGUGGAGAGAGAGAGAGAGAGAGAGAGAGAGAGAGAGAGAGAGAGAGAGAGAGAGAGAGAGAGAGAAGUAAUUCAUUGGAACUAUAGAAAGUAUUGACCAGAUGAUGACCUAAACUUUCAGUGCCAGAACGUUCAGGCUCCAUUGCUCUGUGCUUACAGACUUAGGCUGCAAUCGCAUGCAUGAAAAUCCUAUGAAUCCUAUCCUAUGAAAAAGUCUUAGAAUUUCCAGCAUUCCUCCAUGGGGAAUGCUGGAAGUUGUAGGGCUUUUUUCUGUUUAAACAUGCAUAGGAUUGUGCUGUUACAUGCUUUACAGCAUGACCCAUAAAAGCUUAGCCGCUAUUGAUUUCUUCUAUGAAGUGUCCACGGAGAGAUAGUGGGCAUCCUCCGAAUCAAAUGUAGGCCCUCUGAGACAAUGUGUUUGUAUGCUCUUGAGCUAGAGAGUAUUUUGAGAGUAUCUGCCAAAUGCCUGGGUGUGCAGGUUAAUUCUCUGCAGCAGCGUGAAUACACAUGUUUAGUUCUUAUUGGGGUGUUGUGCAUCCUAAGCCUGACGCACCUAGCCCUUGAAGAGAAGUACAAUUCCAUGUGGUACUAGAUACCCUGGUGGGCAAAAAGGAAGGAAUCAGAAAGCUUAAGCUUGGUUGCAGUUGUGUAAUGAUCUAGUGAUAUAGCAGGUAAGAGAUGAGUCUUGAAUUAAGAGAGAGCUUCCGUUGGUAUGAGGAAUAUACUGGAAGAGGGAUCUGUUGUACAUGAAGCUGUAAUAUCUCAAAUAUAUUUUGAUGGGAGGGAGGAGGAGGGGGAUAAUUUAUUGCAAGGACCUUUCUUAAUCCACUGCAAGUGUUGCAUGUUAGAACUUUAUGUUCAUGAAGUGCUUUUUGAAGAUACAGAAUGUAGUUAUUACAUGCAUUGUGCAGUGUGCUUGAUUUACAAGGUAUAGGAAUAGGAAGUGAAUGUAAUAUUUGUCCCCAAAGCCCAUUUUCUCCCUUAGCCUCUCUUUUUCUCAGGAUUUAAAACUGUGGCAUGUGUCUGUAGUUCCACCUUAGAUAGAACUGGAAAAAAUGAUAUAAUCUUCAAAACAAAAACUAAAGAUUUAAAAAACCCUGGGUCAACAUCCUGUGCCUGUUUACUCAGACAUAAAUCUGGUCUUAUUUCCAAGUAAAUGUGCCCAGUUGCAGUGCAAUCCUAUGUAUGUUUACUCAGAAAUACAUCCCAUUAUGUCCACUGGAGCUUAUUCCUAGGUAAGUGUGCAUCGGAUUGCAGUCUUAAUAUCUGGUUUGGUUGGCACAUUUAAUCCAAUAGGAUUCAGAUCCAGAAGGCUUUGAAAAGUAUGUGGAUUUAGAGGGAUAAAAAAAUGUUUUCUCCAAAAAGCAUCUAGCAAGAUGUUUUUUGAGGCCUCAGCUUCCAAAACUAGUUUUCAGGUAACUGAGAGGAACCUGGUUUUCAAAAAAUAUUGCACUCAAAAGUUCUUGUCUUCUAAAUAUUGGGCUUUUCUUAGAUGUCUCAUGCUAAGAGUAUUUGAAAUCAGCUGUCACACUUUUUGAAACUUGGGGGACAAAGAUUUUUAUAUGUUCUCUUUCCCCUCACCACACCCCAUGCUAGUAUAUACCACAGCACAAUAUGCUUUGUUGACUAUAUGGUGGUGUUGCGUAUUUUGUAUAUGCAACAAAGGUUGCGUAUUGUGUCUGGCUCCCAGCUGGAAUGGACAAAAGGCUACACUUUACCGAAAUCCCUUCCAGUAUGAGAGGUAAGAGGAUGAACCUUUUGUGGGAGUUAGUUGAAACUUUUUAAAAAGAAUGUUAUUGAUGUUAUUUUUUAGGGGGGGGGGGAAGAAAGAAGAAAACUGCACCAUGCUCUGAUUCUGAAAUGUUACUACUGUUUUAUAAAUAAAUGUAUAAAAUAAUGGACUGGAACAGAGAAAAAUCAUUAAAAUUUAUUUAUUUACAA
This is a messenger RNA of Elgaria multicarinata webbii, 8361 nucleotides long. RefSeq names its product transcription factor EB (gene TFEB). Gene Ontology annotation, biological process: positive regulation of DNA-templated transcription; humoral immune response; regulation of transcription by RNA polymerase II. The transcript is spliced from 10 exons. The record is from RefSeq and is a predicted model, not a curated record. Gene Ontology annotation, cellular component: nucleus. The coding region runs from base 216 to 1595 and encodes 459 amino acids. Lineage: Eukaryota; Metazoa; Chordata; Lepidosauria; Squamata; Anguidae. Gene Ontology annotation, molecular function: DNA-binding transcription factor activity, RNA polymerase II-specific; RNA polymerase II cis-regulatory region sequence-specific DNA binding; protein dimerization activity.